Messenger RNA from Vanessa tameamea, 1618 nucleotides. Its product is annotated as lipase 1-like. Bases 119 to 1384 code for a protein of 421 amino acids. The record is from RefSeq and is a predicted model, not a curated record. NCBI's taxonomy places the organism in Eukaryota, Metazoa, Arthropoda, Insecta, Lepidoptera, Nymphalidae. The transcript has a single exon. Gene Ontology annotation, biological process: lipid metabolic process. Gene Ontology annotation, molecular function: hydrolase activity, acting on ester bonds.
UUACAAGAAUAUAUCGCGCCAACUUUAAAAUAAUUAAUUGUCAGUCACACGAAUGCUAUCUUUAAAAAAAUACCAGUAAUAUUUCCUUCUUCGUAACAAAUCGCUCUCAGUUGGAAACAUGGCGUCCAAAGGCAAUGUCAUGUUCAAUUUCCUCCUGGUGUCUGUGACUAUUAUUGUUUGCAGUGUUUUGAAAUUACGAUUUAUACCAUUCAAUAAUGAAAUUAAGAGAUCGCUCGGAUAUCCAAUUGAUUCGUUGCUGAAUUUUACGGAGUUGAGUGAACUGUAUGGAUACACUUCGGAAGAACACACUGUGCUCACUGAGGAUGGGUAUAUUCUAACAAUAUUCAGAAUAAACGGAAGGAACUGUGGUCACAAAUUGAAAAGACCUCCAAUUUUAUUAAUGCAUGGUCUUCUUCAGAGCUCUGAUGCUUGGUUGGACGCUGGACCCAAAGUUGGUUUGGCCUAUUUGUUAUCGGACGCGUGUUAUGAUUUAUGGGUUGGAAAUCAACGAGGCAAUUAUUAUUCCAGGCGCCAUAAUCGUUUGGACCCUGACAAAGAUCCUGAAUUUUGGCAAUUUUCUGUGGAUGAAAUAGGUUAUUAUGACAUACCGGCUACGAUUGAAUAUGUUUUGAAAUACACGAGAGAAGAUAAAUUGAAUUACAUUGGAUAUUCACAAGGUGCUGGUACGUUCUUCGUCAUGUGUUCAGAGAGGCCGGGAUACUGUGAUAAAGCGAACGUUUUCAUUGGCUUAGCGCCAGCAGCCAGACAGACUAACACAAAGUCUGUGCCGUAUAAAAUAUUAUUGGAGGGAGUAAGAUAUCUAGAAGGGGCUUUGGCUACUACAGGUUUAUAUGAACUUUUCGCCAAGGGUUCUCUAAGUCAAGAAAUUCUCGCUUUCUUAUGUAAAUCCAGUGCAACAUCUGAAGUUCUCUGUGGAACCGGUGAGUCUCUAGUUGACUCCUUCCAUCCAGGAUCUAUAAAUAAUGAAACUCUAAGGGUAUUAUUCGGACACUUUCCAGCUGGUACUUCAGUGCACAAUAUCGCAAGAUACGGUCAAAGUGUAAAGUCGUCCCAUUUCCAAAAGUUCGAUUACGGUAGUGCGCGAAAUUUAGAAAUAUAUGGAACGGAACAACCCCCUCAUUACAAUCUGAGUGCUGUGACGGUUCCCACAGUUGUUUUGUACGGCAGUAACGAUCAUUUAGUUGAUACGAAAGAUAUUUUGUGGUUGAUUAAACGGUUACCAAAAGUGUUGGAAAACAAAAGAGUCUCAGAUCCGCUGUGGAAUCAUUUCGACAGCGCCUACAGUCAGUAUACAAGAGAAAUGAUCUUUCCAACGAUUAAUAAAUAUUUACUAAAAUACAGUCGAAAAUUAAAUAAAGUGUAAUUAGUGACAAAUUAAAUGAACUGUUCUUUUUAUACAGUGAUAAUAAACAAGAAGAUUACUGAUAGGUGUGAUGAGAUGAUAGUUCUAGAAAUAUUGCUAGUCUGGGUCAACGACGGUCAGUGAAAAGGUGUCAUGUUUAUUUUAUUUUUACUGUGUAGCUAAAUUUUGAAAUUUGUUUCAAAAUUAGAAUGCAUUUCAAUAAAUAAUUUGAUUUAAAAUUAGAACGACACCCAA